Molecule: messenger RNA, 333 nt
Organism: Diplodia corticola
Lineage: Eukaryota; Fungi; Ascomycota; Dothideomycetes; Botryosphaeriales; Botryosphaeriaceae
Product: cytochrome c oxidase subunit vib protein
Exons: 2
Coding region: 1-333 (110 amino acids)
Biological process (GO): mitochondrial respiratory chain complex IV assembly
Cellular component (GO): mitochondrion; mitochondrial intermembrane space; respiratory chain complex IV
Source: RefSeq, a predicted model, not a curated record
AUGGGCUGGUUUUCCUCGUCGACGCCCGCCGGCCCCAAGCCGUCGUCGGACGGUGCUUUCGAAGCGCCCGACCGAUCCAGCCGCGCGCAAUGCUGGGAGGCGCGCGACGCCUUUUUCCAGUGUCUCGACCAACACAACAUCAUCGACAGCGUCACCAACAAGGACGAGGCCGCGGCGCACUGCGCCCGCGAGGACAAGGCAUUCGCGCAGAAUUGCGCCAGCAGCUGGGUGCAAUACUUCAAGAAGCGACGAGUCGUCGAGCACAAGAAGGAGCAGACGCUGAAACAGCUCCAGGCCGAGGGCGCCAGGCCGCUGUCGCAAAGCCAAGCGUGA